CCACGAAAACACGUUCCUCCAAAGGAGCCUUCUUCCACGGCCGCCGAUCCUCCCGCCAGCGAAAGCCACCGCCCCGAGCCAAAAGGCCCGGCCUUCUACCAGCUCUCCUUCACCUGCCAGCCCUGCGGCCACCGCUCGCACCACAACGUCUCCAAGCAGGCGUACCACCACGGGUCCACGCUCAUCACGUGUCCGAGCUGUCGGAACAGACAUGUGAUUAGCGAUCACUUGAACAUCUUUGGCGAUCGCAAGAUUACGGUCGAGGACCUCAUGCGGGAGAAGGGACAGCUGGUCAAGAGGGGUUCGCUGGGGGAGGAUGGGGAUAUUGAGUUUUGGCCGGAG
This is a messenger RNA of Trichoderma citrinoviride, 342 nucleotides long. RefSeq names its product zf-DNL-domain-containing protein. The transcript has a single exon. Gene Ontology annotation, cellular component: mitochondrion. The record is from RefSeq and is a predicted model, not a curated record. Gene Ontology annotation, biological process: protein stabilization; protein import into mitochondrial matrix; protein folding. NCBI's taxonomy places the organism in Eukaryota, Fungi, Ascomycota, Sordariomycetes, Hypocreales, Hypocreaceae. The annotation marks the transcript as partial. Gene Ontology annotation, molecular function: protein-folding chaperone binding; zinc ion binding.